This is a messenger RNA of Pogonomyrmex barbatus (red harvester ant), 13828 nucleotides long. RefSeq names its product HECT, UBA and WWE domain containing E3 ubiquitin protein ligase 1 (gene HUWE1). The record is from RefSeq and is a predicted model, not a curated record. Gene Ontology annotation, cellular component: nucleus; cytoplasm. Lineage: Eukaryota; Metazoa; Arthropoda; Insecta; Hymenoptera; Formicidae. Gene Ontology annotation, biological process: protein polyubiquitination; ubiquitin-dependent protein catabolic process. Gene Ontology annotation, molecular function: zinc ion binding; protein binding; ubiquitin protein ligase activity.
CAGCGCUACGUUAUCACAAAGAGAAGGAGAAGUCGAGAGCACGGAAGUACGACGGCACAUCGCCAGAUAUUAAGUUUGGGAAGUAUAUAUUAAUAUACCAAAAUGAAGAUCGAUCGCAGUAGAUUGAAAAAAUGCACUUCUGAAGUGCCUGCAGAAUGCCAGGCACUCAUAAGCAAACUACGCUCUUGUUCACACGCGGAGCUGCUAGAAGAACUAAAGCAGAUAGAUGCGUGGACAUUUGGGAAAUGUGAAUUAUUUCAUUGGAUUGAUGUCUUAGAUCUCAGUGACAGUAUUUUAGAAGAAGCUGCAGCAAGGAGUCCGGAUAAUCCAUGGGAAUUAGCGUGUGAUCUUCCUCAAAAUAGAGAGGCAAAAGAGCUGCUUCUUUGGGUUCUUCACUUUACAACAUUAUUAAUUGAGCAUUCAUUCUCACGGCAUUUGUACAACAGCAUGGAACACUUGGUUACUUUAUUAUCAAGUUGUAACAUGAAUGUAGUUCUUGGUGUAUUAAAUCUUCUAUACAUGUUUAGUAAACGCAGUAAUUUUAUUACACGUUUAAAUAGUGACAAACGACAAGCUUUACUCAGCAGGCUUAUUCACUUAGCAGAGAGUUGGGGAGGGAAGGAGAAUGGUUUUGGUUUAGCCGAUUGCUGCAAGGAAUUUCCGGAAAAACCAUUUCCAGCGAGUGCUACAACGUUACACUUUGAAUUUUAUGCAGAAAAUCCGACUGUAGCCGAACCAUCGGCAACUGGUACAUCACUCUCUAGUACAAAGAAAGUUGGUCAAAUGAAUCUUGUAACAUAUAUUCAUAUAGAAAAUGUUGAUAAACUUGGAAAAACCCCAGCACAGAUUAUGAACGAUCUGUUGAAAGUUUAUAACGUACCUCAGGAACGACAGAUGGCUCUAUUGACACACAUAAGACUAGCGCAUAGUUUUUCGGAUUAUCGAAGACGAUUGCAGUGCGUGCAAGCUCGACUUCAAGCAUUGUCCGUGCUUGUAUACAGCAACGCAUUACAGGAAAAUGCGCAUAGUCUUCUCCAUGCUGGACUUCUCGAAGAGCUGGUUGAAUUGUUGGAAUUACCACAUACACAUCUUGUUGAGAUUCGCGCAGCAGCAUUGCGCACUCUUACCAGUAUCAUACAUUUAGAUCGUAAUCCACACUUCCCUAAAAAACCAGGCUCGCGAUUAAACAUGAUUAUUGACGUUACUGGAGCUAGCUCAUAUCACGGCUUUUUACCCGUUUUAGUUCGUACUUGUAUAACAACAUUAACUUCGCCACAACCAGAUGGGCAACCCUUUCCUCUUCCACUUGCGACAGCUUUAUUUAGUUUUCUGUACCAUCUUGCGAGUUAUGAAGCAGGUGGAGAAGCUCUUGUAAGUUGUGGCAUGAUGGAGAGUCUCUUGAAAGUCAUCAACUGGCCAGGAAGUGAAUUGGAGCAUAUAACGUUUGUAACAAGAGCAGUGCGUGUCAUAGAUUUAAUAACGAACAUAGAUAUGCAAGGUUUUCAAACUCACAGUGGUUUAGCAAGUUUCAUCAACCGUUUAGACAUGGAAGUCAACGUAUGCAGAAAAGAACAACCGUUUGAGAUAGAACCACUGCUCUAUCAAGAUGCUCCACAAACCUCGCGUGAAAGAUCGGUAGAAAGGGAGGAGGGAUCUUCUACAUCACGCCGCGAACACGAAACUUUUGACGAACGAGAAGAAUCUUCUAAUCCUAUGGAAAUAUCGGAAGAUGAAAAUAUGAUUGCUAAAGCAGAUGAAAAGAGUGAACAACAGCCAGACUAUUCUGCUGCUAAGACUGGCAAAACAUGUUUACCGCAACGGGCAGCACUUUUGAAAUCGAUGUUGAAUUUUCUUAAAAAGGCAAUCCAAGAUCCGGCAUUUUCCGACAGUAUACGACAUGUUAUGGAGGGUACAUUACCAUCUUCUCUGAAGCACAUUAUAAGUAAUUCAGAGUAUUAUGGUCCUUCAUUAUUCUUACUUGCUACUGAUGUCGUGACUGUGUAUGUUUUCCAAGAACCAUCUCUAUUAUCAUCUUUACAAGAUAAUGGCUUGACUGACGUUGUACUCCAUGCUUUACUCAUAAAAGAAGUUCCUGCCACUAGAGAAGUAUUGGGCUCUUUACCUAAUGUGUUCAGUGCACUGUGUUUAAAUCAACGCGGUCUUGAAUCUUUCGUGAAGCGGCGACCAUUUGAGCGCUUAUUUAAAGUACUUCUUUCACCUGUUUAUCUCUCAGCAAUGCGACGGCGACGAAGUGCCGACCCAUUAGGCGAUACAGCUUCUAAUUUAGGCAAUGCCAUGGAUGAAUUAAUGAGGCAUCAACCAAGCUUAAAAGUUGACGCUAUUGCCGCUAUUAUUAAGUUACUCGAAGAGCUGUGUGUAUUGGGCUGUGAUCCACGAUACAUAUGCUGGCGUGCAGCUAGUAAAUCUGAAAAUUCACCUUCAAACACAGCUUCGGGAAAUCGUCAAACAUCUGGUCAAUCAGUCGGUGUUGGAGUAGGAGAUUCUGGUGGUGGUGGUGGAGGAGGCGGCGGAAGUAGCAGUGAUGAGGAGGAAGAAGAUGAGGAAGAAGCGAGCACAAGCUCGCAUCCUCAACGAGAGGAACAACCCAGCAUGUCACCUCCGCAGCCUGGACCGCCACCUCAACCGAGAGAAAAGACUCCCAUCGCUUUAGUGGAAUAUAUCCACAAUGUUAUGAAAUUCGUGGAUGCUAUUCUAAGUAAUAAUUCAACUGAUGAUCACUGCAGAGAAUUUGUUGGUCAAAAGGGACUCGUUCCGCUACUGUCAAUUUUGGGUCUACCUAAUUUACCUGUUGAUUAUCCUGUUGCACAAGCGGCUCAAUCUGUAGCCUCAGUAUGCAAAAGUAUUUUGAAUCUCGCACAUGAACCAUUAGUACUCAAGACAGGUUUGUCGCAAUUAAAUGAAGUGCUAAAUUUGUUGAAACCACUUCACAGUAAUAUGGAAUCCCCUGGUGGUUCCGUCUUAUUACAUGAACUUGCAUCAGCUCCAAAUCUGGAAACUGCAUUUACAAGUGAUACUGCUACGCCGUUGUUACAUGCUAUGAAUGCAGCUCAUGGAUACGUAGUGAUGUUUGUUCAUGUUUGUCGUACCAGUCAAAGUGAUAUCCGAAAUCUUUCUAUGAAUCAUUGGGGUUCCGAAUUAGGUUUGGCUGUUCUCAAAGGUUUGUCCGAACUUUACAUGUCUCUUGUUUGGGAAAGUACUUUGUUGCUCGCGUUAUGUAGCGAGGAUAUUAUUCCGGCUGGAUGUGAAUUUGGCAAAGAAGAUAUGGACAAGUUGAUGCCACCCGAAUUAAAAACCGAAGGCGAACCAUCUUCCUCUUGGUCUGCUACCGUAUCUUCAGAUAUGGGAAGCAAUGGAAUGACAACAGCCAUGGAAGCUCUUAGCACAGAUCCUCCUCCAAUACCGAUGGAAGUAGAUGACAAACCAAAUGUGAACGAUAAACCAAAUAAUUAUCAGUUGAAAUACAUCAAACCAUUAUUGGGCGCUUCUUCAAGGCUCGGUAGAGCGCUUUCAGAAUUAUUUGGUUUACUGGUCAAACUUUGCAUGGGUUCUCCUGUGAGACAACGUAGAGGACAACAAAUGCCCUUAACGCCUACGUUGCCCUCUCAGGCGGCACGGAGCGUUGCCACUGCUUUGAAUUGCUUACUGACGCGUGGCUUGUCGUGGGAUAAAUUACCUCCAUCACCGAUUCCGAAGUUUAAACUUACUUUCCUUAUAUGUUCAGUGGGAUUCACCUCACCGAUGCUUUUCGAUGAAAAGAGACAUCCUUAUCACCUAAUGCUCCAGAAAUUCGUCAAACUGAAUGGUCAAAAUGCAUUUUUUUCAACUUUUCAUUGGGCGCUGUCGGGUGGAGGUCAAUUUGCAUUGUCCGAUGGAUUGGAACACCCUAAUCUACCAGAUGGAACAGGUGAAUUUCUGGAUGCUUGGCUGAUGCUGCUGGAAAAAAUGGUCAAUCCUAAAGCCAUCUUGGAUUCGCCUCACGUGGUCUCAUCGAAAUGUACGGGAAUAUAUAAAGUAUGUGAAACGUUCGAUCCAAUAAGAUACCUUAUCGAUAUCCACAAAAAAGCUUUUGAAGCGGUAAUGUUAAUGUGGGGCAAAAAACCGCUCAAAAAUUACGGAGCCCGCAUGACAGAAUCCAUUUUAUCGAUCUUACGACAUAUUCUACGUGGUGAGAAGAUAAUCAAAGAACGUACAGAGAAGGAAGAGAACGGAGACGCCGCAAUAGCUAGCGGUAGCGGUGCGAGUGGUGUCGGCAGAAGCGGUGGAUCUGACCGCAGAGAUGAACCAGAGGCCGAUGUAAAUCCAGAAUAUCUGAGACAGUUGAUGGACAUGGGCUUCAGUCGUGCGCAUUGCAUAGAAGCGUUGUUGCACACAAUGACUGUGGAACAAGCUACCGAUUAUCUUCUGACAAAUCCCGCGACUUUACGUAGACCUGACGCUCCAGCGAGCGAUGCAAGCGGCCAAGGCUUGAUUAUGGAUUUGGAAUUGGCGGACGACGAUCAAAUAAUGCACGCUAUUGCGAUGUCACUUGGUGAUACAGAUACGCGUAAGAUAUCAGGUAUCGAGGAGAUUCCUUCCCGUGAAAUAACGAUUACGGAGAGUAUAGACGAGUUCACGCGUAGUGCGCUAGGACAGUGUCUCAAUCUGUUGGAUCUCAUGCCGGAUACAGUGUAUAGGAUUUGCGACCUAUUGGUGACGAUCACGAAGCGAAACGGUGAUGAAUGGCGGGACGAUACGUUGCGGCAGUUGAUACGUGAGGUUGGUCAUUUAGUAGACUAUCUGAUUGAUAUCGCUGAGAGCCAGGACGAGAACGCCGGUGCGCGAUUAGUGGAAUGUGAGGAGGCAAAUAAGCUCUCCGGUCGCCUUUACCUCUACACUCUCUUUUUCGAGGGUUCGUUCCAAGAGAUGAGAGUGCCGUGUGCGCUUAUAGUAGAGGAAUGCGCGAUACUGGACAAACUUGUACGGUUAUUGGUGGUGAGCGAGGCUCCACUUACCGCGAAUAAGAACAGAAUCGCUAAGGACUGUAAAGAUACCAGCGCUGUGUUGAGCAUGAAGACACCAAAAUGGUUAGCACCAUUAUUACUUCUUAUUGAUCGCUUGGAGAAGGUGGCCACACUCACGCAGCGAAAACAAAUGAUGCAUAAGAUCACGACUCGUGCAUGGAAAUGGUUUGAUUUGAGUACAGGCAAGUGGACUCUCUAUUCACCCAUGAAUAAUCGAAUCAUCAAUGACGCGUACUGGGCCGGCGAGUCCAGUGUACGGAUAUCUUGCAGUAGACGUCGAUACCUUAUUACUUUUUCCUGCAUGACACAAGUGAACGAAGACAGUGAUAACAGACGACCUAUUACGAUGGGUUUCAAGCUGAAUACAGAUAAAGAGGACGGUGGCUCGGGUUCUGAUUCGAAUAUGGAUACAGACGAAAGUCCGGUAGGGGAAGAGAGACGAAACACGGUGGUCCAAGGAUUGGAUCCCAGCAUAGCACCGAGUAUCGUACGUGCAUGUGUAAAGUUUUUGGCAAUCCCGGUCGAUCGAGACGCAUUACACGCUGUAUUGAAGGUAUGCUUACGAUUAACGAGAGAUUAUCGAAAUGCGGAGGUGUUUGCACGUGAGGGUGGUGUCAAGUUACUUCUUGAAAUGACACAAAUGUGUAGUUUCACUGGUUGCAUUAAUUUGUGUACGUUACUGAUACGACAUACUCUUGAGGAACCGCGCACACUUCGUCUCGCAAUGGAGAAGGUUAUUCGUGCACGCACGCAGAGCAACAUACCUCCUGCAUAUAAAGAGAUUCUUUUCAUGACACGGCAAAUUAGUAGUGCCGUUUGUCGUAAUCCGGAAGUGUAUAAAGAAGUGUGCGAGAAUAUUCUUAGAGUUGACAUAAGUUGUUUAAAAAAAGAUGACGUUGACAAUAGGCUAGUCGUCAAAGCCUUACCUCCUAGUCAUUCUCCAGCAUUACCAAUGGUAGAAGAAGUAUCCGUAGGUGUUAUCCGUGAUAUGUUGAACGCCUUAAUUAAGCCAAUGCCGGUGUCAUCGGAUGAUGGAUCAGCCACUCCAACGAGUCCUGAAAAGAAGACAUUGCACGCAACAACUUCAUCAAUGGGUAAUCCAUCAUCAUCAUCAACAUCAUCACGACGAGAUGUACUGAGAAAUAACGCAACGACUACCAACGAUCCCUUGGAUGACGAUGAUCAAGUGUCACAAAUUAUUCCUUUAAAAAUCUAUACCGACAUUGGUAACAACAGCAAAGUAGAACCAGAAGAAGCGAAGAAGCCUAUCUUAACGAAGUCGGCGAUAUUGAAAAUACUGGCUGAAGCUGUGAGAUCUUAUGGCGCUGUAGCUAGUCUUAUUACCGAACAUACGUACAGAGCUGGACAAAGCGAGAUGGUACCUGAGGAUACAACAGCUUUAGCGUUCUUAUUAGAUAAACUUUUGCCAAUGUCUCCGGAAAAUUCAGGCGAUCGAACGUGCAGCAGCAUGGCAAGAAUGUUGAUUGCUGCUAUUGCAUCAUGCAAUCACUCGCCAGACGUACAAACGACUUUGGUAACUGAGGUGAAGGCAGCCUUGACGAGAACACUCGCGCUUCCGGAGAGUUCCGAGAAGCACGCACAACUUCAGCUAUUAAUUGGAUUGAUAUCCACCAUGAUCGACAGUUGUCCGCCCAAUAUGUCGCAUACUCAAUUGAGGGCUUCUUUAAGAGCUCAUCAAUAUAACAACGUCAAUUAUAUCGUCAGAAUAAUGCUUAGGAAGGGUAUAAUCACCGACCUGGCCAAAAUACCGCACAGUCUUGAUUUAUCGAGUCCGAAUAUGGCCGGCACUAUUAACGCCGCGUUAAAACCACUAGAGACUUUAUCGCGCAUUAUUAAUCAACCAAUGCCGGGCGCGGUCAAUAAUAAAUUUACAAAACCGAAAAAUAGGACAGUUCAAGAAGAACCGAUUGGAGAACAGACGGGCACUACGACCUCGGAAGCUACGCAUGCCGUGGGGGAGGAGGCCAAUGAAGACGCGGAAAAUACUGAACAUGACAUCUCUGUAACAGCGGAAAGUUUGGAACCCACUUCAGAGAGUCAGGUACACGAAGAAGGGGAUGAGGCUGCACUGGAGGAUAUCAUGGAUCAACUGCUUGAAAGUGUACUCUUUUCCAGGGACGGCUCGGCCGUGGCGGAAGAGCCAUCUUCUCGCCCGCAUAGGCCAAUGGACAUUGACGAUGAAAGUCUCGCGAUGCGCGACGCCGAGGGCGAUUUCGAUCCGACUCGAGAUACCACAGUAAGAGAGGACUUAAUGAGCUCUGAUUCGGAUUCCGAUAGCAAUCAGUCUGAUGAUAAUGAGGACGAAGUGCAGGAUGAUGAGGAUGAAGAAGAGGAAGAGGAAGAUGAUGGCGAAGAGAAUGAAGAAGAGGAAGAGGAAGAAGAGGAGGGAUCGUCCAAUUAUGAAGAGGAUGGAAUAGAUUUUUAUGAAGAUACUGGAGAGGGUGGUGUUUUUCGUAUGUUCCCCUCGUCCGAGCGCGAUGGUGGUAAUGUUGUAAUGAUACAACACAACAUUGAAAAUCAAGAUAUUGCAAAUACGUCAACGCCAGUUAAUACGCGACCUAGUCUUCCAUGGAAUACCACAUUCCCGUUACCAUUAGGUCUGUUUGAAGAGCCCCCUGCAGGUUCUGAGAACAAUGGCAUCAGUACUCAUCCACUGUUAAUAUCGCAAGGAAGUUUGGAUACUGCAAGUACUAGAACGCAACGUGCUUUACGACAUAGGCGGUAUCAGUAUCUCCAGUUAUCUAAUCCACGUAGUUCGAAUCCUCCUGUAAUAUUACAAAGGCUCCUAGGUCCUGCUGCACAGACUCUUCCCUUGUCUGCUAGUCAGGUUCUAGCAUCAAGUUUUAGAGAUACCCGUGUUGUCGUAAUGGAUAAUGGGCUGGGUAUAUUUACUAAUCAAGAAGAAGAACAGAUUGAUUAUGUUGAUCAAUCUGGAUAUCUUUUUGGUCCAAGUUUGGCUGCAACUUUAAAUAAUAUACCAACCGCAUUACAUUGGUGGAUCGAAGAAAGUAAGCAAUUAGAUGGAGAUUCUCAACCAGAUUGUUGCGUAGGUAUUGUCUACAAGUUGAUACCUGGAUUAGAAAAGCACAGAAAUGCCGAACUUGCCGAGCGCAAAGAGAAACGUAAAAAACAACAUGGAUCUGAAAAAGAAAGCGAAAAGGAAAGCGAGAAAGAUAAUAAAGAAGAAAAGGAACGUUCAAAUAAUACGGAAUCCACAUUGCCCAGUUUAACACUGGAUGAACAAAGGCCAUCUGCAUCGACCUCACAAAGACUCGAUGUCUUUCCACUUGUAGCCAGGGAAGAAACCGCUGUGGAAACUACAAGGCAGGAGCGUACUCCGGAGGAAGACAUUAUCGAUGUAACAGGUGAAAUGGAAGUGACGGUUCAAGAGGAUGAGGAACGGCCGCCUCCGCCACCACCGGAGGAACAGUCGACAUCUGACAGCAGAGAUCCUCGCACGGCAAAUCGGAAUCCCACUUUAGAGCUGGCUGAAAGUAUUGUCGACUCUGUGCUGGGACCAUGUACAUCUGAAGCGACCAUCAGACUAAACCUACAUGUGUCUAAUGACGCGCCUACGCAUCUUGCUCCAACAGGACAGUCUGGACGAAGUAAUACAGAAACGGCGAAUGCCGCCGAAUCAUCCAAUCGCUCUUCUACCGCUGCACCAUUAGUAGUAGAUUUCGGUCAAGAAACUAGUGAGGAUCUGUCGAGAGAGAGCAACGAUUCAGCCGAUUGGAUACGAAGACUCUUGACGGACGAUAGUCAAUGUCGAACGAGCGACAUUGACUUACGACGUGUUGAACGAAACGCCAACGUUGUUAAUCAAGAUCCGACAUCUUCAAUUACGACCGAAACCGCCACGGCGGCAGGAACUUCCGAUCAAUCUUCACAGCAACCUUCGCAACAGCAGUCACAACAGCAAUCUAGCAAUCAGGAACAACAAUUACCGGACGGUGUAGAUCCGUCGUUCCUGGCCGCUUUACCAGAGGAUAUGCGAGACGAAGUGAUCGCCGAACAUCUCAGACUUCAACGUAUGAGGCAGCGCGCACAAGCUUCUGUGGUCGAAGAACUUAGCGGACCCGUUGAAGUAAAUCCUGAAUUCCUGGCAGCUUUACCACCAGCGAUACAAGAGGAAGUUUUAGCGCAGCAACGCAUGGAACAACAACGACAUGCGGCUGCUUCGGCAAAUCCGGAAGAUCCUGUCGAUGCCGCAGCGUUCUUCCAAAAUCUACAACCUUCUCUUCGACAAGCUAUCUUGACUGACAUGGAGGACUCUCAAAUAUCCGUCCUUCCACCGGAUUUAGCUCAAGAAGCUCAAAAUUUGAGAAGAGAAUGGGAAGCACGUAAUCGACAUAUGAUGCAGGAAAGAUUUCUCAAUCAUGUUAGUCAAAGUAAUACCGCUCUCUCGAGCAUAUUAAGAAAUUCUGGUAGAGCUCGAGGAGGUGGUACCCGAUAUGCCAUUCACGCAGUACCACAAAGAUCUCAAUGGAGUGCCUGGAAUGCUCGAGGUGAUACAAAUAUGGCUCAUCAAGGAGCUGGUUUACGAUUAAGAGGUCGACAAUUACUUGAUCAUGAAUCGAUGGCUUGUCUAUUGGUGUUAUUAUUUGUUGAUGAGCCAAAAAUUAACACGCUCAGACUUCACAGAGUGAUUAGAAAUCUUUGUUAUCACGGCAGUACAAGGGAAUGGAUAGUAAAGGCAUUGCUGAGCAUUAUGGAAAGAAGUAAUGACGAGAGCAAAGAUAUCAUGGCAGAUUUUGGUGGAAAAUUUAAGAGAAAGGGAUUAUUAAAUUCUCCCAUGGAUUUAUGUUCUCCAAAGAUUUUUGACCAAAGAAACAAUACACAAUCGUGGCUGAAUAUUAGUAUUGAUGCUGCACUUGGCUGUAGAGCUAACGUAUUCCAUAUAGUACGUCAUGCCGGUAAAAAAUCUGAAAGGCAAGGUAAUAUUAUUGCGAUUCAUCCGCAGGCAGCACCUACCGUUUGCAGACACACCUUAGAACUGUUGAUAUCACUAGCCAAGAGUUUUCCUGGAUAUUUUGUGCCAAUCAAAUCUAAGGACUCAGACGAUAAAGAUACUAAUAAAGAGAAGGACGUAAGUGGCAGCAAAGAGGAAAGCGGAGCGAAGAAUAAGUCAGCGUCAAAAGUAGGAAGGAGUGAUCUUCCAGAUUUCUGGGAUUUGCUUCUGAAAUUGGAUUCGUGUGCGUCAAAGAAAGGAAAAUCUGUUGCAAGGACUCAUUCAAAUACCAAUUUGGGAAGUGAACCAGAACAUGGCACAACUACAUUUGAAGCUUCCGCAUUCGGUCAACUUAUCUCAAUGCUCAACUGGUCUGUGAUAAAACGAAGCAGUCAAUUGACAGAUAAGUUGCUGCGACUUUUGUCCUUGAUCUCUAUUGGCUUGACGGAAGUGAAUCCCUAUCGACGACAAGAUGGUGGUGCAAAGAAUAAAAAGAUGGAACUUAAUAAGGAUCAAAGUGUCGCUGCACCAGAAGGGCACCUUAAAUUGGCCGUGCAAGUUUUGACUAGUAAAAGUUGCUCUGAAGAUGGACUUGAAGAUGCAACUGCAUUGCUACUUAACUUGUCUCAUUGCCCUGAUCCUACCAGACAAUUGAUAUUAAAAUUACUCUUGGAGGGUGCAAUGGAAUUGGCAAAUAUGGUCUGUGAACAUAUCAACGAUUUGAUGAUGGAAUUAAAAGUUCUAAAUCGUGAAUUAAGUCGAAGAAAUUCCUUGGAAGAUCAACCAUCGACUAGUAGCGGGAAUGGACGAGGAAUUUUAUUAGAUAGAUUCACUAAUGAAAAUGUAGUCGUCACAGCACCGAGUAAAGUUAAAGCCGGAAGUGAUCUUCAAUUACCAUCAAUGGCUGCUCUCGUCAGUAAAACCUCUAGUCAGGCGUUCUUCUUGAGAAUACUUAAAGUUAUCGUGCAAAUAAGAGAAGCGGUGCGCUUAGCGAAUACCAAGAAAACAACCAAUCAAACAAUAGAGGCAGCCAUGGAUACAGGCACAACAAGUAAUGCAUCAGAGACAGUCGCCGACAAUGCGGACACCGAUGUUCCUAUGGAUACAACGCAAGCAAAUACUUUAAUUCUUGAUAAUUCAAAGACAUCUUCUUCUCGCAAUGAUGAAGAAAAAACUGCACUUCCAUUAUUGAGUGAGAGCUUAGUAUUAGAUAAUUUAUGGGAAACUCUUAGCGCUUGCUUGCUUGAAUUAGAAUACACUCCAGAUCAUCAUGCCGUCCUCGUUUUACAGCCUGCGGUAGAAGCAUUCUUCUUGGUGCAUUCCUCGUCGAGUACAUCUCGAGAUCGAGACAGUCGUCUUAACGCGACUAGUGAAAAUCGAGAAGUAGUCCCAGACUUAGCACCAGUUUCUCCAAUACUUUCGGAUAAUGAAGGUACUUCACAAUCGGAAGCUCCCACUAAUGCUUCCUGGGAUAUCACUCCAACUUUGCAAAAAACAUUGCCACCAGAUCAAUUAAAGUUCCUCAAAUUUGCUGAAACGCACAGAACCGUGCUCAAUCAAAUUUUACGACAAACGACUACGCACUUAGCGGACGGACCGUUUUCCGUAUUGGUGGAUCAUACAAGAGUGUUAGACUUCGACGUGAAGAGACGUUAUUUCAGAACAGAAUUAGAAAGAAUGGACGAAGGUAUACGAAGAGAAGAAUUGGCAGUCCAUGUUCGUAGGAGUCACGUUUUCGAAGAUUCAUUUAGAGAGCUUCAUCGUAGAAAUGCUGACGAAUGGAAGAAUCGCUUUUAUAUUGUCUUUGAAGGCGAAGAAGGGCAAGACGCGGGAGGAUUACUGCGGGAAUGGUAUGUCAUUAUCUCGAGGGAGAUCUUCAAUCCGAUGUAUGCCCUGUUCACAGUCAGCCCUGGCGAUCGUGUGACGUACAUGAUAAAUUCAUCUUCGCAUUGUAAUCCCAAUCAUUUGUGCUAUUAUAAAUUUGUAGGUCGAGUAAUUGCUAAGGCUAUUUAUGACAACAAAUUAUUAGAAUGCUACUUCACGCGUAGUUUCUAUAAACAUAUACUUGGCAUACUUGUGAAACAUACAGAUAUGGAAAGCGAGGAUUAUAGUUUUUAUAAAGGACUCGUUUAUCUUACCGAACACAAUAUUUCUGAUCUGGGAUAUGAAUUAACAUUCUCUACAGAGGUGAACGAAUUUGGUGUUAACGAUGUGCGAGAUUUAAUACCAAAUGGACGUAAUAUAGUUGUUACAGAAGAGACCAAACUUGAAUAUAUUAGGCUCGUGUGUCAAAUGAAGAUGACUGGAGCAAUUCGUAAACAGUUAAAUGCAUUCUUGGAAGGCUUUUAUGAUAUUAUACCCAAACGACUGAUCUCUAUAUUUAAUGAACAAGAACUUGAACUAUUAAUCAGCGGUUUGCCUAAUGUAGAUAUCGAGGAUCUUAAAGCAAAUACUGAAUAUCAUAAAUACACUGCUACGUCUCUACAGAUUCAAUGGUUCUGGCGUGCAUUACGAGGUUUUGAUCAAGCGGAUCGUGCAAAGUUCUUACAAUUUGUUACUGGUACGUCCAAAGUGCCGUUACAAGGUUUUGCCGCGUUAGAAGGCAUGAACGGCGUACAAAAGUUCCAAAUUCAUAGAGAGGAUAGAUCAACAGACAGGCUUCCAUCUGCUCAUACUUGUUUCAAUCAACUGGAUUUGCCAGUGUACGAGACAUAUGAUAAACUACGUACAAAUCUACUCAAAGCGAUUCACGAAUGCAGUGAAGGAUUCGGAUUUGCAUAAGUUUCGUGAACGCUGUCGUAUAUUGUAGCAGUUUAUCGUGCAUGUGUUGUCCUGCCUGUUCAGAGUAAACGUUACGAGAACUCGAGAAUUACGAGAGUUACGCGUUCAUGCGUCCACUCGGUGACACGCUUGAUCUUCAUUCAAGAUCUAAUGGAAAACUCGUUUAACUCGAUAUAUACAUAUAGAUGCACAGAUAUGUAUAUACGUAUAACUAAUUCUGAUGUAAUUACGUGAGGAACUGUCAAUGUGAGAUACCCGAAGCUAGGGUUUAUUUUGUUGAGGAUCUUGGAAGAAGAUGCUGAGCUUAACGAUAAUUCCCAACAAGGAAUGAUAAGGAGAGAUUAGUUCAGUUUUACGAUAAAGAUAAGCUAAAGAUAAGAUUCACACAUAAUUGUAAUAGUUAGCUAUAUUAGUUUGUCAUAAGAGAAAUAAUAUAGGAUGAAGAAAUGUAAUAUACUGCACUUUAAAGUCAGCGGAUAUGUUUUAACCGGUUCGAUAGUUUGAAUAGAAAUACAACGGUGGUAACGGUAGCCUGGUUCUUUACCAGAAAAAAAGCAGCAAAAGUAUAAGUGGACGAGUGCUUGCGCGAAUGAAAGAGAAAUAGAGAGUGAUAAUGAGUGCAAGUGAGUGAGCAAAAGAGAUUGAGAGAAAGAUAAAUAGAGAAAGAGAGAGAAUUAAUCGAGAUAUUGAGCCUAAUUAAAAGAUUUCAUAAUACGAAUGCUGUCCUUCCCUAAAACUGUAUGGUUGUACACACUAUUAGUAUUAAUAAUUAUAACUAAUUCUUAAUUAAUAGUAAUCAUUGAAUAUCAUUUUAAUAUUAAUUAUUCGAAAUGUGAUGUUAAACAAGUGUAAUUUCUUUUUCUUGAAAUCUAACGAAAUAAAGUUUACAGUUGAACAGACGUUACUUCAUAAAACGCAUCGAAUGGAACAAUAUUGGCGACACGCUAUAUAGGCACCGUUAUAGUUGGUUACUGAACUCCUUACGAAAUUGUUAGGGAAUUAUUGAUUAGGGAUCGCAGAAUAAAGUAAAUGUUGUAUUUCUUAUAAAAAAAAA